UAUAAUAAAGGGCAGAAGAGAAUCUGCUAGAAACAUCUGGGCAGAAGGGUAAAGCCGAGGAUCUAUAAAUUAGUAUAAAGGGUCAAGGACCUCGAGGAGGUGCAAUCAAGAGAGAAAAUAGGGAAAUCAUCGUUGGUACAUCUGCCGAUCCCAUGGAAGAGAGCUCAGGUAUGGAAAUGAACUCUGAGACGACGGUGACGCAAACUACUGCGUCGUCUGAGCCCUUGAACCGUGCAGAAGAACUCAGAGGCUUAUUUACAUUGGCUCGCCAGUUCAUAAAUCAGGGGAAGCCAUCUCUGGCACUUCAAGCGGUGAUAAUGGCUAUGAGAACUAAUGGUGGAGAAGAUGAUGUGCUCCAGACCCUGCACCGUGCUCGUGAACUAUAUCGAAACAAAGUGCAGGCAAAAGCUGCUGCUGAUGAGCUGGCUUCUUUGUUUGCAGAAUGUGCGAUUGCUGAAGCGCAGCCACUAAAACUUAAUCCAUCACCUUUCGAUUCUGGGGGCCCAUCUAUGACAUCUGAUAUUCAUGGAAGUUCAAUCCUUGCCAAAUCUGGAAGGGAACAGAUUAUGUUGGAUGCCUGCACAGAUGGAAGCAGUUUCAUAUGCUUACAGUGUGGAGGCCUCGUGAGUCAACAUCGAAGGGAGGAGCACUUUGCAUACUGGUGCUGUAAAAUCUAAAAUUAGAAGGUAUUCAAAUGGGUUAUGUCUCUCUUUUCUCAUUCUUCAGUAUCAUAACCCAAAACUUAGAAACAACAUUAGACUAGCAUGGACUGAAAACGUCUCAGGAUGGUAAAAAGGAAUGAAAGGGGAAGAUGAGUAUCAAAAUUUCUUCAGAGUUGUAAUGUUGAAGAACAAUGAACAGAUUCCGUUUCCCUGUUGUUUUGGGUGUUAUUCAUGCCAAUCGUAUUUGUGGGUAUAAUCCAGGUCCUGUUAUUGUUAGAUGAUCCAAUAGCCAUGAGACAUAUACAGGUAAUAAUAUAAAAUGUGAGAUGAUUGAUUCAACUUUUA
This is a messenger RNA of Macadamia integrifolia, 1007 nucleotides long. RefSeq lists its product as uncharacterized. The transcript has 2 exons. Lineage: Eukaryota; Viridiplantae; Streptophyta; Magnoliopsida; Proteales; Proteaceae. Bases 153 to 677 code for a protein of 174 amino acids. The record is from RefSeq and is a predicted model, not a curated record.